UUAGAGACUGGACGCUUCUUCUUCCGAACGCAUCUUAGUAUCGAACGGUGAACGUGAAGCUGUUACUACACGCACGUGUCUUCUUGUUGCGUUCGAAUAAUAAUAACUGCGUACGUCGUCCUCGCGUUCUCCUCUCAAAAGAAAUCUCUCGUUUUCGACCAAUUACAUUUACCCCAUCGUCUCGUUCGAUUAAGUCCGCGAAUUCGCGGAUGCGCAAAUGCGCGAGCGUGAGCGAGCGCGCGCGCGCUCGCUUUAUCUUAGCGCGAUGCUCGAAGACGAAAGGAGGAAUCACGCUCGAUCUUAAAUUCUAUCGGUAUAUAGCUAGACUUCCUCUUUCCUCCUCCCAUCAUUCUUGGGUGGACGCGAUAAAUGAGAUAUCUUUACUAUGCCAAGAGAUGAGUCUUCUCUGUCCACAAGCGAAUCUCGCUCUUCGUGAAUCGCAAAUUUCAUUCCACGCAUGGCGUUAACUCAAUUAGCAUGAGGGAGACGAUAAAGAGCGCGUUAAGGCCUCAUUCAUAGACGGACAGCUGAAACCUUCGAACGUCAGCGAGAUCGGACUAUGUUCAAAGCCGUUCGCGUAGAAAAGUUGAGAACGAAACGAAUCGAGAGGAUGGCACAUAUAGCGAGAAAAGAGAAGGCGGAAGAGGAGGAGGACUAGCGUCGAGAUUGAGAAUUUCUACAGGAAAGAAUUGGUGUUGGGAAGAAGAGGAGGAAGAGGAAGAAGAAGGAAAGAAAAGGAGAACGGCAAUAGCGGCAACGGGAAUAAGAGGUGGAAGAAGAAGAUCGGUUUCCCCGAUAAUCAUCGAGAGCCAUAUUUUUCCGACGUGGAGGAGAACGCGGAGGAGCUGCAGCGGUAGUAUCGAAAGAAGAAGGAUAAGGUGGUCCUGGAGGUGGAGGUGGGAUCGGUCGAAAGACGACGACGGCGGCGGCGGUGGCGGUGGCGGUGGUGGUGGUGGCGCCGACGACGACGACGACGACGACGACGACGACGACGACGACGAGGACGACAACGACAGCGGUGGUAACAAGAGGGUAGGCCGGAGGUGACCAUUCACCCCACAUGGACGCCACCCUCGAGAAACCACCCAUAUCCUCAAAAGUGGAUAUUUUAUCGCCAUUAUAUCGCCAGGAAAUAUCCGAGCGGAGCGCGAGAGAAGCGCGACGCUCGAGGACGAUAAUUUCUCUUCUCCUCGGCCGUUCUUUGGCCCUUCUUCGAGGAUUCGUCGCCGUUCCGAUAACGACGACGACGACGACGACGACGACGAGAACAACGACGACAACGAUUCGUCUAGCGAAUUACCACCCUCGACCGCAAACUUUUACUUCUCCUUAUUUCGCUGGUACCGACGAAGUCGACGGCGACGGCGACGGCGACGGCGACGGCGACGGUGACGAGGACGAGGACGCGUCGACAUCAAACACGUUUCAUGCGUUUAUUACGAUACACGCAUCGACACGCGUUGUCGUCGUUGUCGUCGUCGUCGUCGUCACGCAUGUAAAAGGCAUAUCGAUAGACUCCGUCCAAAAGAGCCUAAUCAGCAAUUUUAACAAGCCUAAUCAACGCUUUCCGCCGACGAAAAAUGUCGCGCAGCGCAUCUACGCGUCCCAUGCAAGGCGUCGACGUCAAUCUCGACAUCCAUGUCGCUUUUGGCGUCGGCGUCGGCGUCGGCGUCGGCGUCGGCGUCAUCGUCGUCGUUCGACGUUGGCGUAAGCGUCGUGACACGUGGCGCCGUCGAGGGGCGACGCCUCAAAGUCACUCGACGGCCGUCGAACCGUAAUUUCAUCGACGAGUUGUGGAGCUUUGCUACGUCGUGUUCCGGACAUCGAGAAAGGGAGAGAGAGAGAGAGAGAGAGAGAGAGAGAGAGAGAGAGUGAGAGAGAGGGAGAGACAGAGAAAGGAAGAGAGAGAGAGAGAGAGAGAGAGAGAGAGAACAAAAUAGACUGGUAGACAAGUGCCUCCAGUGUAUGCUUUGUGAAAAUUAUCUUAAAGUCGUUUACGCGUACAAUACUUGGGUGCUGCUGCUCCUUCGGUCGCGCGUAUCUCCACUUCUUUCUCCUUUUAUUUCUCAUUCUUCUUUUCUCCUUUCUUUUUCUCCCUAUUCCUCGUUUUCCAAUUUUCAUUGUUAGUGCUAGUGCCGCUGCUUUUGUCGCAAACCAGAAGAAACAAGCGCGCAUUCAAUCACUGUACUACUAUAUGCGCUGUCAUUGUAGUAUAGUCAUCUUCGUCGUCCUACUCGGUGAUCCUCAUCGUGGAAGGCAUUUACGGAAGAAGAAGAAUACAUAAAAUCGGUGCAAAUCGACAUUUGCUUCCUUCGAUGGGAUCCUCGUGUUACGGGACAUCACCGUCGACGCCUGAUAUCGAUCGGUCCUCUCUCCCUCCUCCUCCUCUUCCUCCUCUUCUUCAUCCUCCAACAGUCCUCCCUGCUCGUUCACCUUUCUCGCCUUCCGCUUUUCGAGCCUAGUGCGCUAGACAACAGAAUCCUGUUUCCUCGUAGUUUUUCGCAUUAACUAUCGCUCUCAUGAUCCUGGAUAUCUUCUCUGACAUAUCGUUCCCUUGUGGAUGAUCGUUACGUGAAAAACGAUACGACGACCACGACGACGACCACGACGACGGAUGACGGUGAAUGAUUCUCCUUCGAGACAUAUUUUCUUGUAUGAAAUCAAAGGGAGUUGUCGUUCAUUUCACCGUCUUUCAUUGAAGAGAAACGCGUUCGCGCCAAUCUUUAUUGCACAACGAUGUUAGCAUCGAUACGUGCAUCGACCAAUUCAUCGUUCCUUUAUGAUUUCGAUCACGUUUAAAUCGAUCACUCAUUGGAACGUGAAACACCCUUAUUUUCGAUCGUUUAACGGUGAUAUCCUUACGGUCGUUGUUCGAAUAAACGAGCUAUGCGAUCAACGUUAAGAAAAAGUGUAGGGAUGGUAGACGUCAAAUGUUUCUCUAUCAAGUCAUUUUCCCGCAUAAGUUUUUCAAAUUGGCCUCAGUGUGGUGGUGGAACGCGUUUAGAAAAGGCUAGAUACGUAUCACGUGACAGGGAGAUAGAGAAACGUAAGUGGCGCUGUAGAUAGGUAGACGUCUCUAAUCGCGGUAUCCUUCAAUUUUCGCGCUUUUUCGGGGAGGGACGCUGAAGAAAAUUAAACGCGUUAAAAUAACAUUGUUAAGCAGUAAUUUUCUUAUCGGACGAAAAAAAUAAUUGUGCGAAGGAAACAUUCCGUCGUCGUUGUUCGUCAAACGUCUCGGAGCCUCGUCGAAAAAAAGAAAAAGAAAAAAAAAGCAUAUUUCUCAAAUCUCUCCAAUUUCUUACUUAAAAGGAUAUCGCGCAACAAUGGGAGAAAGACAUUAACACCUAAUAAAUCAGUCGGAUUGCGUUUAAAGACCAAUUAAAGGAUAUGUAAAAGGGAAGGGAGAAAAAUAAGGGGGACCUCUUAGAGUGGUUCAGCGUGCGCUUAAAAAUGCGCGUCUCUCGUCGGUUUUACGAUUGCAAGACGAGUUGGGAAGGAAACGAAGAGAAAGUGGUUCGUGAUACCUAGCGCGACGUAGGGCGCGCGACGUCUUUGGAGAGAUUCAUGCCUUGCGGAAGCUGCGAUGAUACGGACGGACGAAGAGGAGGGUUCAAAACGGGAGAAGAAGAAUGUAAAAGGCGAGCCGGACAUCGUCUCCUCGGCACCUCCUACGUGCCACGAAGACGAAGAGGUUGGCCAUAGAGAGGGUUUAUAGCUUGUGCGUAGGAUAGACGAUGAGCGUCGAGGUCGACACGCUGGAACUCGAAGUCUUCGAGGUAAAAGAGUGUGACGAGACCGAUGUUACGGAAGGAAAAAGAACAACGACCACGACGACGACGACGACGACGACGACGACGACGACGACGGCGACUGCAACGGCGACAACGACGGCGACGAAAACGACGGCGGUGGCAGCGGCAACGGUGACUGUAACGGCAACGACAACGACGGUGACUGUAACGGCAGCAGCAACAACAGCGGCGGCGACGGUAACGGUGACGGUGACAACAACAACAACAACAACAACGACGACGACGACGACGACGAGGACGACGACGACGACGACGACGACCACAACCACGACGGCGGCGGCGGCGGCGGCGGCGGCGAAAGAAGCAGCCAUGUGCGCUGUGGACAUUUGCAUUCAAGAUGGAAACGAAAUCCGUAAGAAGAAGCGAAAACGGCGAAAAAUGCGCAACAAGCCACAACUGCAAGAGCAACAAGACGUAUCGAUUCACGCAGUAUUGAAUCUUCCAUCGUCGUCCGAAGAAGUUGUUGAGGCAGUCGACGAAUGCUCCAAAAGAGAUUCGUCGAGCAGUCUUGGUGGUACCAGCAGGCACAAUACCUUCAGGGAAUCAUUGCUUACGGUACUGGGCAAGCUGGUCAUAUGGAAGGGCAGCAGGUAUCGUUCCACAACUGCUGCUUCGUCCUCUUCCAGUGUGCCUCCGAAUUCACCACCUGCCACAGAAUGUAUCGGUCGUAGUACAUCUUUUUUUUCUAGCGAAACAGAAAGGCGCAUCCGCGCCAAUAAUCGCGAAUACAAUUCACAGUUUAAUUAUGCGAACAACUACAUAAAGACGUCCAAGUAUUCGGUUCUGACGUUCCUACCAUUGAAUUUGUUCGAGCAAUUUCAACGGCUCGCCAACUUUUACUUCCUAUGCCUGCUGGUGCUUCAAAUGAUACCCGCCAUAUCCUCUUUGACUCCCAUUACGACAGCUAUACCGCUCAUAGGGGUACUUAUGCUCACUGCCGUUAAGGAUGCCUACGACGACUUUCAACGGCAUAGCAGCGAUUCACAAGUUAAUAAUAGAAAGUCACAAACAUUGCGUGGCACUAGCUUACGCGAAGAGAAAUGGUCUCAGGUUCAAGUUGGGGACGUUAUAAGAAUGGAGAAUGAUCACUUUGUCGCGGCGGACGUUCUUCUUCUAUCAACGAGCGAACCUAAUGGUCUUUGUUACAUCGAAACGGCAGAAUUGGAUGGGGAGACUAAUUUAAAAUGCCGGCAAUGCUUGACUGAGACUGCCGAAAUGAUGGACAACCAUGAAUCAAUUGGUCAAUUCGACGGUGAAAUCGUUUGCGAAACGCCUAACAAUUUGUUGAAUAAGUUUGAUGGCACGUUAACGUGGAGAGGACGGAAAUACGCGUUGGAUAACGACAAAAUCAUAUUACGAGGUUGUGUACUAAGAAAUACACAAUGGUGCUACGGCGUGGUCAUCUUUGCGGGCAAGGAUACCAAAUUAAUGCAAAACUCAGGGAAGACCAAAUUUAAGAGGACCUCUAUAGAUAGGCUGCUGAAUCUUCUGAUUAUUGGAAUAGUGUUUUUCUUGCUUUCUAUGUGUUUGUUUUGCAUGAUCGGUUGUGGUAUUUGGGAGAGCCUCGUGGGUCGAUAUUUUCAAGUGUAUUUACCUUGGGACUCGUUAGUGCCUAGCGAACCUUUAGGAGGUGCCACAGUGAUCGCUCUCCUCGUAUUCUUUUCAUAUGCUAUUGUAUUGAACACAGUGGUGCCAAUCAGUUUAUAUGUGAGUGUCGAAGUGAUCAGAUUCGUGCAGUCGUUUCUGAUCAAUUGGGAUGAAGAAAUGUACUACGCGCCUACGAAUACACAUGCCAAGGCUAGGACUACUACGUUAAACGAAGAAUUGGGUCAGAUAGAAUACAUCUUUUCUGACAAAACUGGAACAUUAACGCAAAAUAUAAUGACCUUUAAUAAGUGUUCUGUAGCUGGUAAAUGUUACGGUGACACUGUAGACGAAGUUACUGGAGAAGUCGUCGAUUUAAGCGAGACGGACAAAGCUGCACAAACUCCAACAAUGCGAUGGAAGAGCGGACAGGAAUUUGUUCGUCAAGUUUAUACCCCGCUUAGCGGUCCAAACGUCCGUCUUCUGGAGCAAGCUGACAGAAUGUCCAGUACAACACCAGAACCAGGAAUCAGUGCCAGCCCAAAGCUUCAACACAAACAUUCAAUGAUGCCACCCCUGGAUUUUUCAUUUAACAAGGAUUACGAGCCUGAAUUUAAAUUCUACGAUCCUGCACUUUUGGAAGCUGUCAAGCAAGGCAAUGAAGAUGUUCACAGUUUCUUUCGCUUAUUAGCACUAUGCCACACCGUUAUGCCAGAAGAGAAACACGGAAAGCUCGAGUAUCAAGCACAGUCGCCGGACGAGGCAGCGCUCGUUUCAGCAGCUAGAAAUUUUGGUUUUGUCUUUAAAGAAAGAUCUCCUAAUAGCAUAACGAUCGAAGUAAUGGGAAAGCGUGAAGUAUAUGAGCUACUGUGUAUUCUAGACUUUAAUAAUGUCAGAAAAAGAAUGUCUGUAAUAUUGAGAAAGGAUGGACAUCUUAGGUUGUAUUGUAAAGGAGCAGACAAUGUCAUUUACGAACGUUUGAAGAAAGAUAGCGAUGAAAUUAUGUCAAAGACUUUGGAUCAUCUCAAUAAAUUUGCAGGCGAAGGUUUGAGAACAUUGUGCCUUUCAGUGAGAGAUUUAGAUGAAAGCUUCUUUAAUAAUUGGAAACAACGUCAUCAAGAAGCGGCACUCAGCCAUGAGAAUAGAGAUGACAAAUUGGACGCCAUAUACGAAGAGAUAGAAAAAGAUAUGACGUUAUUAGGUGCUACUGCCAUUGAGGAUAAAUUACAAGAUGGUGUACCCCAAACCAUCGCGAAUUUAGGACUCGCUGGCAUAAAAGUGUGGGUAUUAACAGGUGAUAAACAAGAAACGGCCAUCAACAUCGGUUAUUCGUGUCAACUGUUAACAGACGAUCUUACCGAUGUCUUUGUAGUAGAUGCUACUACUUAUGAUGGGGUUGAAACUCAAUUGACACGAUAUUUGGAAACCAUCAAGGCAGCCUCGAGCCAUCAGAAUCGGCCAACUCUCUCCAUUGUCACAUUCAGGUGGGACAAGGAAAGCAGUGAUACGGAAUAUAAUCCGAGUAGAGACGAGCAGGAUGAGCAUGAAAUGGAGCAAGCUAUGGGUUUUGCAGUGGUUAUCAAUGGACAUUCCUUAGUGCACGCAUUGCAUCCGCAACUUGAUCAACUUUUUCUGGAAGUAUCAAGCCAAUGUAAAUCUGUGAUAUGUUGUCGUGUAACACCUUUACAAAAAGCAAUGGUCGUUGAAUUGAUAAAGAAAAAUAAAAAUGCGGUUACUCUGGCGAUCGGAGAUGGAGCUAAUGACGUUUCGAUGAUAAAGACGGCUCAUAUUGGCGUUGGUAUCAGUGGACAAGAAGGACUGCAAGCUGUACUAGCCUCUGAUUAUUCUAUAGGGCAAUUUAGGUUCUUAGAAAGAUUAUUACUCGUACACGGCAGGUGGUCGUAUUAUAGAAUGAGCAAGUUCCUUAGAUACUUCUUUUAUAAAAAUUUUGCAUUCACUCUCUGCCAUAUCUGGUUCGCCUUCUUCUGUGGAUUCAGUGCACAGACAGUGUUUGAUCCAAUGUACAUUUCUGUCUAUAAUCUAUUUUAUACGUCGCUACCAGUCUUGGCAGUUGGCAUAUUUGAUCAAGAUGUUAAUGAUAAAAAUAGCCUAAUGUAUCCAAAGUUAUAUGCACCUGGACUUCAAAAUCUUCUCUUUAAUAAAAAAGAAUUUUGUUGGAGUGCUCUACAUGGUUUUUUUGCUAGUUGCGUAUUAUUUUUAGUACCCUAUGGAACAUACAAGGAUGGAGUAUCACCAAAGGGCUAUGUACUUUCAGACCAUAUGCUGCUGGGCAGUGUUGUAGCUACAAUAUUAGUUAUAGUUGUAACAGUUCAAAUCGCUCUUGACACAUCAUACUGGACAAUUGUUAAUCAUAUUAUGGUGUGGGGCUCGUUGAUAUGGUAUUUUAUUUUAGAUUACUUUUAUAACUUCGUCAUAGGAGGUAGUUACGCCGGCAGUCUUACAAUGGCUAUGUCAGAAGCAACAUUUUGGUUCACAACAGUUAUAACAUGUAUAAUACUAGUGAUACCAGUUCUUUCAUGGAGGUUCUUCUUUAUGGAUGUGCGGCCAACACUCUCUGAUAGAGUAAGAUUGAAACAAAGAUUAGCGCAAUUGCGUUCUCGUCAGAGUCAGGACAUUUUGCGUACUCCAUCUACGAGACGCACGCGACGAUCUCUGCGCUCGGGCUACGCAUUUGCUCAUCAAGAAGGUUUUGGACGACUUAUUACAUCUGGAAAAAUCAUGCGCAAAUUACCCAAUGGUGCAGAUUUUAAGUUCGCUAUGCCAUUUACCAAUAAUGUUACUAAGCAAAUUAAUGCUGCUACUACGUCGCCAAAGGAGAAUGCAUCUCGGAAUUCGCACACAUUGGAUGCUAUCACUCUGUGAAGCUUUACGUUAAUCACAGUGUUGCACAGUAAGUAUGAUUUCUUCGUUCACGUACCAUCGUGACAUUAAAACAUAGUCACUCAGUUUGCCUUAUUGAAAGUUGCUCUAUAUAA
Messenger RNA from Vespa mandarinia (Asian giant hornet), 8392 nucleotides. RefSeq names its product ATPase phospholipid transporting 8B (gene ATP8B). Gene Ontology annotation, molecular function: ATP binding; ATPase-coupled intramembrane lipid carrier activity; magnesium ion binding. Gene Ontology annotation, biological process: Golgi organization; phospholipid translocation. Gene Ontology annotation, cellular component: plasma membrane; trans-Golgi network. Lineage: Eukaryota; Metazoa; Arthropoda; Insecta; Hymenoptera; Vespidae. The record is from RefSeq and is a predicted model, not a curated record.